Caenorhabditis briggsae is the source of this 810-nucleotide messenger RNA. The record is from RefSeq and is a predicted model, not a curated record. Gene Ontology annotation, molecular function: signaling receptor activity. Gene Ontology annotation, cellular component: external side of plasma membrane; membrane. NCBI's taxonomy places the organism in Eukaryota, Metazoa, Nematoda, Chromadorea, Rhabditida, Rhabditidae. The coding region runs from base 1 to 810 and encodes 269 amino acids. The transcript is spliced from 4 exons. Gene Ontology annotation, biological process: positive regulation of Wnt signaling pathway.
AUGAUUUUCGGAUCGGAUCGUGAAUUGAUUCAAACUAAUUUUGGAGGAAUUUCCGGAACAAAAAUGGCAAUAUUGGCAAAAAAUGAAAUUAUUGAUUUAUCGAUUAUUCAAACGAAACAGGAGACGUUGAGAAUGGAAUUGGAGAACUUGUAUAAAUUAAUUGGGGCAAUUAAGAAGAGUGGAGUGAGGAUGGAGAAGAAUAAUGCCGAUGUUUUUAGAAUCUCCAUCACCGGACUUGUCGGAAUUCGUGAUCCCAAAAAGAAGUCAGAAGCAAUUUUGGAUAUUCAAAAUGCAAUUAACUCCUUAAAUCAAGUGAUUCGUGAUGCUUAUGGUGGACACGCCGUUGUCGAAUUGUUGAAUUUCAAAGCUGAGGAUUCUUCAGAAGACGUGACGUCUUCUGAAAUGUGGUAUUCUGAAUUUGAGAACCCGAAAAAUCCAGAAUUCAUUGAAAAUCAUAAAAUUCAAAAACGAGAAGUCUCUGGAAUUCCUGGAGUCCGUGAACCGACUGUAUAUGAACAACUAAGGGAUGCGGCCCGAAAAUCCUAUGGUGUCACUGAAGCAGUGUCUUCUGACUAUCCCGCCAUGUUCGCGAUGAUUUUGGGAUUAGUGGGAGCUUUGGUUGUGACUACGAUCUACAUAAUCGUGGCAAUGGUAUCGAUAGACCCGGAAAAGGAUUCAAUCAUCUACCGUAUGACGACGGACUCACAAACUUCCGGAAUCGGCGAAAAUCGACUGAUUGGAGCUGGAUUCGGAUCGACGACUCCACAAGUGCGUCCAGUGAAGCCCAAAUCGCAGUCGCACGACCGUUGA